UGAAACCAAGCUCGCUCAUUUCUUUUUAGAAGCAGUUGCCUUAAAUUUCUCAAAAACUAAACUUAAAGUGUUUAUACAGGUAAAAUGGAUAACAUACAAGAAUUAGCUCAUUAUUUAUCAGAGUUAACUUCUACAACGCUGUCUGUUCCUUGUCAACUGGCUCAUUUUGUGUUGGUAAUCUGUGGCGUUAAACAAUGUUGGGUUGAAAAACAUUAUCGUUCCCAACCAGCCACCACGUGGUGUUUAUCAAUGAUUUGCUGCUUUGGUGGGGGAUGUCUCGUCAAUUUGUUUGUUGGGAAACCAAUGCUGAUGCCAUUAGCAAAUACUGAGGCAUUAACUUUGGCAACAUUGGUUUGGUGGUUGGUUUUUUACACACCAAGAAAUGCUUUUCAAGUUACCACUCAGUGGUUUCCUGUAUCAGUGGUAACCAUGUUACUGAAGGAACUAAUUCGUACUAAAAAAAUAAUCAAAGGAGUCACCCUAGCUCAAGCAGUAUAUCCAUCUUCAAACAUCAUUUGUACCUUCCUUGGAAUGCUGGCUGCUUGCGGAGGUGGAUUCUUGAAGAACUUUGCCUUUUUAUUUUCUUCACAAUGGAACGGUAAUUCCAUUCAGAACUUGCAAUGUUCAGUGGUUACCAAGUUUUGUACUUUAUUUUCAUUUCUGUAUGUUCUUCAAAUGAAUGGCCACAUUUCUCAAUCAAUUGAAUUAAUAGCACUGGUUCAAGCAACAAGCCUUUUUGCAUUUUUGGUUGGAAACAAACUUCAAAUGGUAAAUGACCCGUUCAGUACUGCAGAAAAAGUGCUAUGUGGAAUUUUUGUUGAUUAUACUGUGUUUUCACGACCCAAUGAAGAAUCACUGAAGCAUAACAAAGAGAAGAAACAAACCGAAAAACCACAAAACAACAAAAACACAAAAAAUAAACAUGAAUAGUGUUUUGUAAACUUUUGCGUUUUCUGUAUGCAGUACACACUAUGACUAAGUUUUUAAUUACUGUGAUGCUGUGCUAAAAUUAUCUGCUGAAUGUGGAUGCAAUCAAAUGAAUGGCACUGUUUUUAAUUGUUGCAGAUAUUUUGUUUUGUUUUACAUUAGUUUUGCCAAAUAAGUGAUUUCUUGGAAUAAAGUGCAUUAAACGUGAUAGUAUAAAAUAAUAAACAGUAGGGUAAAAAUGGGAAAAAAUGAAACAUUUUAUAUUGUAGUUAACCUACCAAAUGUAACUUUACGUAUAACAAACCGGUAUAUUUUGCAGAUUUCAUCCCAGUUUAGGAUUUAUUGACCCAUUUCUAUGUUUUGUGCACAUAUCUUAGUUUAAAACUGAACUGUGUCAAGUAUUUCAUCCUCUUUUAUUAAUUGAUACUGAACUGAAAAUUUAAGUUUUCAAACUAGAAACUUCGGGAGUUUUAAUAAGAUUCAAAGAGCAUUCAAAAA
This is a messenger RNA of Ciona intestinalis (vase tunicate), 1425 nucleotides long. Its product is annotated as trimeric intracellular cation channel type 1B.1. Lineage: Eukaryota; Metazoa; Chordata; Ascidiacea; Phlebobranchia; Cionidae. The record is from RefSeq and is a predicted model, not a curated record. Gene Ontology annotation, biological process: potassium ion transmembrane transport. Gene Ontology annotation, cellular component: membrane. Gene Ontology annotation, molecular function: identical protein binding; potassium channel activity.